AUGAUUCGGCCCGCCACCCCGGGCACUUUGCUCACCUUGGUCGCUGCUAUCUUGCUCGGUCUCGUCACCAUCUCCACUCCCAUAAUCAAAUCCAUCUACUUCCUUGAAGCUACCAUCGGUGGAGGCGGUUCUCAAAAUGGUCAAGUCGCACAAUUCGGUACCUUGGGUUACUGCAUUGGCGACACCUGCAGCAACCCCACCCUAGGCUACUCGUUCGACCCCAACCAGCUUCUCGGCAUUCAGGUCAUCUCUGGCAGGUACACAGGCGCCGUCAUCAAAGGUCUCACAUACACUCUCGUUCUUCAUCCAGUUGCUCUCGCUUUCGCUGUUGUUUCGGUGCUGCUUGGUCUCAUCUCGCACUGCCGAGAGCUUUCCACCAACUGCUUUGGCACCUUUGUCACUGGUAUCGGCGCAUUCAUCACCAUCGUCGCAUUCGGUCUCGAUCUCGCUCUGUUCAUCGUUGCGAGACAGCGCAUCAACUCGAUCAAUGGCGCUCGUGCUAGUCUCGGUAUGGCCAUCUGGAUGGCCUUGGCAGCAUGGAUCCUCAUGUUCCUCGCCGGCUGUGCUUUCAGCUGCGGUAUCUGCAGUCGAAGGAGGCGCAACUGUGUCAAAGACCCGCAUCUUCCUCCCGACACCUAUGGAGCACGCCCAGCUGCUCCCAUGCAAGAUCGCUACGCGGAUCAGAUGCGAAUGGAUGCACUCGAUGCUGAAGCAGACAGGAAGCGCAGACAGGCUGCCUUGGACAGAAACGGUAGGGGAGGCGAUCUUCCCAAGUUUGCCGAGUACGAGACCGAGUACGAGAUGCCGCUUAAGAAAGACUACGACGAAGGGGCAUACGAUAAUAGUGCCAAUCACCAGCAGCCUGGCCUCGCUUACUCGACUAAUAACAGUGUUGGUCGUGCAGGCGCCGCUGGCGUUGGAGCGGCUGCUGGUGGUUCGUUCAUUAACGGCGUCGGUCAGGGCUAUGGCAGAAGGCAAGCUCAAAGGAGCCGAGCGGAGGACUUCUCCAGCUCUCCACCUAUGCUGAACAACUCGGCUGGUCACGGUGCCCACAAUAUCGCUGCUCAGAGGCAGAACACCGUUUCCUCUGUCGGCAACGGUGCUGGUAGCGGCAUGCCUACUCCCUCACACAUGUCCAACGCCCGCAGUGAAGCUACUUACGUUCCUAGCCCUGGACCUCAGCCAUACCGCGAUGGUCUGGACGGCACAUCUUCGCUCACACCUGCACCUCGUUCUUAUCCUCAGGUCUCGUCUCCACCACCCAUGCACGACUACUCCCAACAAAACCAGUACCAGUCGCAGCAACAGUACGACUCGUAUGGCAAUGUGAUCCCUGCCUCAUCAUCUGCUGGUCAAGGAAGUCAGUUCAGCCAGCGUGGAGGCGUACAUCGCCAACCCACUGGAGAGUACGGCCAUCCCACCGAAUACUCAGGAGCUACCUUUGGUCCUUCCUCAUCUGGCUUCCACGCACAGUCGAACGAAGCCGCUGGUGCAUCCGGCUCUCGCAUGCGCGGUCCACGCAAUCUGCCUGUCAUUCCACAGCACGAAGGCGCAGAACCAAAAGAGAUCGUCUAUGACGAUGCUGCAGCCGGCUCAUCCGCCGAGCGUCGCCAGGGUACUGUCGAUGACGGUUUUGGCUUAGCAUCAUCCCACAAUCACGAGGCGACUCACGAUGGAUACAACCAAUACGCAUCUUUUGCAUACGAUCACCAAUCGCAACAACAACAUCAACAGUAUCACUCCUACCAACCAUCAGGACACUACGAUGAUGCAGCUAGAGGCGAACCAUCUUCAUCUGCAGCAGUAGGACAAGCGUAUGGCCAUCAAGAAAACAACCACUACAAUGACUAUCAGAGCAGUGCAGGUCCUCCUGGAUACGAAAGCGUUGCUGGUGGAUCUGGGUAUCAGCAUAACCAUCAUCCUCGCGAGAAGCACUAG
Ustilago hordei is the source of this 1938-nucleotide messenger RNA. RefSeq lists its product as uncharacterized. Bases 1 to 1938 code for a protein of 645 amino acids. The record is from RefSeq and is a predicted model, not a curated record. NCBI's taxonomy places the organism in Eukaryota, Fungi, Basidiomycota, Ustilaginomycetes, Ustilaginales, Ustilaginaceae. Gene Ontology annotation, cellular component: growing cell tip; cell division site; plasma membrane. The transcript has a single exon.